Molecule: messenger RNA, 4273 nt
Organism: Xenopus laevis (African clawed frog)
Lineage: Eukaryota; Metazoa; Chordata; Amphibia; Anura; Pipidae
Gene: ripor2.L
Product: RHO family interacting cell polarization regulator 2 L homeolog
Exons: 23
Coding region: 262-3432 (1056 amino acids)
Cellular component (GO): cytoskeleton; filopodium; apical plasma membrane
Source: RefSeq, a predicted model, not a curated record
CCUCUGAACAUCAUAGCUGCUGCUGCUAGCAAUGUGCUGUAUGCUAGCCACAAACUGAAGACAAGCUGCUGACUGAUCUCUUUCUUUGGCACCAAGGCUAAGCUUGGGUAGCCUGGGCAUGUUGGAAGUAUAAUCAGAUGCAAUGGAUCUAGAGGGGUUGCUAUGAAGCUUUGUGGAUAAAUAAAAAGCUACAAAGCUAAACUGGGACGAUUGCCAUCCACCCACAUCCUAUAAGACGAAUCCUUCGGGACCCCGGAUAUCAUGUCUGUUUGUUCACAAUCCAAUCCUCCUGGAGGCCCUAAUGGAAUUCUUAGAAGUCAGUCAUUUGCUGGUUUUAGUGGAAUUCCAGAACGUAGAUCUCGAUGUAACUCCUUCCUUGGAAGUACCUCAGUACCCAAAAAGCCUCAAGCAAAACAAAAGAAAAUGCACAACUUAGUUCAUAAGGGUAAUAGCGCAUCUAAAGAGCCUCAGCCUGAAAGGGUGAUAGAAAUAUAUGGAGCUUUAAAGAAUGGGCUUGAUGAAUAUCUAGAAGUUCACCAAGCUGAGCUAGACAAGCUGACUUCCCAAUUAAAAGACAUGAAAAGAAACUCAAGAUUGGGGGUUCUCUAUGAUCUUGACAAGCAAAUAAAGACGAUUGAGAGGUACAUAAGGAGACUGGAGUUUCACAUUAGUAAGGUGGAUGAGCUGUAUGAAGCAUACUGUAUCCAAAGGCGGCUCCGGGAAGGUGCAUGUAAGAUGAAGCAGGCAUUUGCUACCUCGCCUUCCAGUAAGGCAGCACGAGAGAGUUUGUGUGAGAUCAAUAAAAGUUAUAAAGAAUAUACUGAGAAUAUGUGCACGGUUGAAUCGGAGAUGGAAAACCUGUUAGGGGAAUUUUACAUCAAAAUGAAAGGUCUAGCAGGCUUUGCCCGACUUUGUCCAGGAGAUCAAUAUGAGAUUUUCAUGAGAUAUGGACGCCAGAGAUGGAAAUUGAAAGGCAAAAUAGAAGUCAAUGGAAAGCAGAGCUGGGAUGGAGAGGAAAUGUUCUUUCUCCCUUUGAUUACUAGUUUAAUUUCAAUCAAGGUUACAGAACUUAAAGGACUUGCGACUCAUAUUCUGGUUGGAAGUGUCACAUGUGAAACAAAGGAUUUAUUCGCUGCCAGACCUCAAGCUGUGGCUGUUGACAUUAAUGACCUCGGCACCAUAAAGCUUAACCUUGAAGUAACAUGGUGCCCAUUUGACACAGAGGAUCUGACUCCAUCCACUGGCAAUAUAAACAAAGCAACAGCCCUGCAAAGAAGAGUCUCCAUAUACAGUCAAGGCACACCUGAAACUCCAACCUUUAAAGAGCAUUCCUUCUUUAAAUGGCUGAACCCGCCACAAGACAGGCUGCGAAUGUCAAUUAUGGAUGCGCUUCAGGAGACUUUCUUUGACAAGCUCCGGCGCAGUCGCUCUUUUAGUGACCUACCUUCACUCAGGCUGAGGCCUAGAUCAGGGCAAGGGAGAUAUUCCAAUUUGCAAGAUGAUGUUUUUGAAAAUGGUGGGAACUCUGUUGAAAAGAGGGCUCUCUCCCUUAGUUUUGAAGACUUGCCCAAUGGUGACUGUACUCCACCCAGAUCAACUGCAUCUUCUUCUCUUGGCUACUCAAACCCUGAAAUCACUGUUACACCACCAGAGCAUAACCUCAGUGAACUAUCUUCAGAGGAUCCAUCUAUGGAUAACUCAAGUUCUCCAAACUCUCAGUCCUACAUAGAACAUACUGGUGAAAGUGAAGAAAUCUUGCCAGUAAAUAAAUCAGACUUGUCUUCUUGCCAAAAUCCCUCAUCCAGUUUGAAUAACCUAUUUAGAGAUUCAGAUGUGUCAGUGUCAAUACUACAAGACUCAGAUGAGGCGUCUGAGCUGAAGCCUGUGGAGCUGGACACUUGUGAAGGAAAUAUUACCAAACAGCUGGUAAAGAGGCUAACCUCAAGUGAAAUCAUUGCUUCACCAGACAGACUACAGUCUGAGUGCUCCACUUCUAGUGAAACUGAGGCUAGUAGGUCCUAUUUAGAUGGAAGCUUAGAAGAGUCAUUGCAAGGGCUCCUCUUAGCACUUGAGCCCUGUAAAGACCAAUAUACAGAAUAUCAGGAAUUGUACCAUGAAAUUACACACCUAGAAGAUGUUCUAAAAUGCAAACCAGCUGUAAACCGAAGCAGGUCUUCGAGUAUAAGUCUAACUAUUGAGAGUGCAUUAGAAAGCUUUGAUUUCCUGAACACCUCUGACUUUGAUGAGGAGGAUGUUGAUGUUGAUGAUGAUGAUGAUGACAUGAUUUGUAAUGGUGGAGGUGCAGACUCUGUGUUUUCAGACACAGAUGUGGAGAAGCCCAGUUACAGAGUUGGACAUCCAGAGGCAAGGGGACAUUUGAGUGAAGCAUUAACAGAAGAUACUGGGGUUGGUACCAGUGUUGCAAGCAGUCCCCUGCCGCUAACUACAGGAAAUGAAAGCCUUGAUAUCACACUGGUCAAACAUUUACAGUACUGCUCUGACCUUAUUCAGCAAAUCUUACUCUCUAGCCCCAUAUUAUUUGUAUUGAAAGACCUACUGAAGAAGUUAAGCAAGCAAAGUCAAAUCCUGAGGCAUCUAUCUGAAAUCAGCAGAGACUCUAUGGGCAACAUGAGCUCAGUUCUGGAAGUUAUCCCUGGAUUUAAAUCCAUGCCAUGUUUGUUAUCCUUGUGGAUAAAAUGCUGUACACCUGCACACACAUACCAUAUAUCUGCUGAAAGGAUGAUGAAGCAGUUGGAUGCAAGCUUUGGCCAAGCUGUUAACAAGGAGUGCCCCGGGCAUGCAGAAACAGUUUUCAGAAUGCUGGUAACUCAUAUUCUUGACAAAGGAGAGGCUAUUCUUUCUGCUAACCUAUUUGCAGAAACCAUUACGGUGUUCCAGUACUAUGAUUUCUUCAACAGCCUUAAUAUCAGUGAACUUAAGAAUUAUUUGAUUCAGCUAGCUAAGGAAGCAUCAGUGGUGCAGACAUCUAUAGAUGCAUCUUCACUCAAAGUGGAGGAUUUAUCUUCAUUCAGUUCACCUCCUUUGCAGGAAAUCCUAACAGCAUUGACCUUGCUCCUUACUGAAAAUGACAGUGAUGUCGAUAAAGCUUUGACCUUCCUCUCUUCUGCCGCAUCCAAAUCUGAUCAGUUCAGAGAAAAGGCUCUUUUAUAUUACUGCAAGGCACUCACUCAUUCUAAAGUUCCUCUGCAAAAAGCAGCAUGCCUGGCUCUCCGUUGCCUUCAGGCUACAGAAAGCAUUAAAAUGCUUGUUACUUUAUGCCAUUCAGAUGAUAAAGAGAUUAGGAAAGUUGCCUCAGAAACAUUACUAUCUCUAGGAGAAGAUGGGCGACUUGCAUAUGAAAGGCUUGAUAAAGCCCACAAGGAGAUUCCCUGUGCAGAUCACCAUGACGCUGCUGUUGCUACUGCCUUUUAGGAACAUAGUAACAAUAUAAAUGUUGACAGUAUUAAGAACUAUAUUGCCCUAACAGAUUUGGGGGCAUCAUGAACAAAGUCAGGCAAAAAAAUCCACUCCAGAUAAAUGAAUGAUGGUAACAUUUACUGACCUCUCUUACAUUUGGAAACUUGGAGGGAAGCUUCAGGAUUGUGAACUUAUCAAAAGGUUUACCCAGCACGACUGUUUAGUAAUCACAUUUCUUGGCAGCAGUACAGUUCCAAUGAACUUUGAAGAAAUUGAUCACUCUUUGCUCUGGGUUACCAGAUGUGACAAACACAAAUGAAUAUGGCCCAUAUCAUCCUAUUUGUCCAGAACUAAAGACAAGGUUCACGGCUCACGUUUCUGCCUAUAACAGCCACCUUUCACGUCGGGAGGAGCCCUUCGCUACUCGGAUGCCGCCAGGUCUAUAGUGAGAGAACCAAAGCAAGGGUUCAGGGCAGGCACGGAAUGGAAACGUGUCAGGAAUGACAGGGAGAGAGUAAGCGUGACUGUGGAACAGGCUGGAUUCAACACCAAUUAGGCAGUACAGAAUCAGGAGCUUAGUCAAGGACACAGGUCAGGAAUGACAGGGAAAGAUUAAGUGUGAUUGUGGAACAGGCUGGGUUCAACACCAAUCAGACAGUACAGAAUCAGGAGCGUAGUCAAGGACACAGGUCAGGGUCAAACCAAUCGGUAAAUGCAGUACAAAGUCAGGAUCCAGAAGAAUAGUCAGUAACAGGCUAAGGCCAGUACAGGCAGCAAAUCAGCAGAGGUCAGGGACAGAAAGGGUCAAGAACAGGAAACCAGACAAUAAACACACCCAGGAACUAUCUCACAAUAG